AUGAAGGGCUUCCUCUUUGCUGGUAUCAUCGUCAUGCUCACGGUUGCAGCUGUAGAAUCCUUGAGUUGUGUGCAGUGUAAUUCGUUGACAGACUCCUGUGUUGACAGAAAUGCCAUUGAGUGUCCCGCAAAUGCCGGUAUCAGCUGUACCACUUUCUUGACGAACUUUUCUCUAGGAGAAAACAUCCCAUUGUACGAGGAUAAGGCCUGCUCUGCGGAUAAUUGCAGCGAGGCCGUGGUUGAGACCUUCACAGUCCACGUAUCUGCUAAUGAAAGCUUCCAUUUUGCAAGCCAGUGUUGCCAAGGAAAGGCGUGCAAUGACACCAAUGACACCAUAGAUCCCCCACAGGAAGAGGUGUCCAGCAACACAGAGUGCCUUGCAUGUUAUGGAUCUAAUGAAACUUCCUGUAACGGGACAACCCGGAAAUGUUAUAAAGAAGAAAGAUGUGUCAAUCUAACCGCAGAAUUUAAGAAUGAGAUGAAGCUCGUGCUGAAAGGCUGCUCCAAGGUCAGCAACUCCGCCUGUGAGUUCCUGGCUACUGAAAAUCGGACGGUUGGAAGAGUCACUUUCCUAAAGUUUCAGUGUGGAGACAGCUCCGAUGCCUCCUCAACACCCACUCCCACUACCUCGACCCCCUGUGACAUUGGCUCUAAAGUCUUCUUCACACCCAUGACCCUUGCCAGCCUUCUCCUGCUGGGGUUGCUGCUCUGA
Eubalaena glacialis (North Atlantic right whale) is the source of this 711-nucleotide messenger RNA. RefSeq names its product LY6/PLAUR domain containing 8 (gene LYPD8). The record is from RefSeq and is a predicted model, not a curated record. The transcript is spliced from 5 exons. Bases 1 to 711 code for a protein of 236 amino acids. NCBI's taxonomy places the organism in Eukaryota, Metazoa, Chordata, Mammalia, Artiodactyla, Balaenidae. Gene Ontology annotation, biological process: defense response to Gram-negative bacterium.